Molecule: messenger RNA, 26082 nt
Organism: Coregonus sp. 'balchen'
Lineage: Eukaryota; Metazoa; Chordata; Actinopteri; Salmoniformes; Salmonidae
Source: the annotation of a GenBank genome assembly
AUGAUAGCGGUGACCUCGGAUUCACCUUUAACCCUGAUCCCCACCACAACCCCUGAGAACGAGCUGAAACUGAUCACACACAGGCUGCAGUGGGGUGAGUGAGGGAGUGAGUGAGGGAGGGAGGGAGGGAGGGAGGGGAGGGAGGGCGGGAGGGAGGGAGGGAGGGAGAGAGCAUUUGAUGUGCUUCAAUAGGAGUUGUAUUGUUUGUUACACUCUUAGAAAAAAGGGUUAUUCGGCUGUCCCCAUAGGAGAACCCAUUUUGGUUCCAGGUAGAACUCUUUUGGGUUCCAUGUAGAACCCUCUGUCGUAGCCGGCCGCGACCGGGAGACCCAUGGGGCGGCGCACAAUUGGCCCAGCGUCGUCCAGGGUAGGGGAGGGAAUUUCCGGAAGGGAUGUAGCUCAGUUGGUAGAGCAUGGCGUUUGCAAUGCCAGGGUUGUGGGUUUGUUUCCCACGGGGGGCCACGGGGGGCCAGUAUAAAAAAAAAGUACAAAAAAUAAAUAUAUAUAUAUAUAUAUAUACAGUGGGGAAAAAAGUAUUUAGUCAGCCACCAAUUGUGCAAGUUCUCCCACUUAAAAAGAUGAGAGAGGUCUGUAAUUUUCAUCAUAGGUACACGUCAACUAUGACAGACAAAUUGAGAAUUAUUUUUCCAGAAAAUCACAUUGUAGGAUUUUUAAUGAAUUUAUUUGCAAAUUAUGGUGGAAAAUAAGUAUUUGGUCAAUAACAAAAGUUUCUCAAUACUUUGUUAUAUACCCUUUGUUGGCAAUGACACAGGUCAAACGUUUUCUGUAAGUCUUCACAAGGUUUUCACAUACUGUUGCUGGUAUUUUGGCCCAUUCCUCCAUGCAGAUCUCCUCUAGAGCAGUGAUGUUUUGGGGCUGUCGCUGGGCAACACAGACUUUCAACUCCCUCCAAAGAUUUUCUAUGUGGUUGAGAUCUGGAGACUGGCUAGGCCACUCCAGGACCUUGAAAUGCUUCUUACGAAGCCACUCCUUCGUUGCCCGGGCGGUGUGUUUGGGAUCAUUGUCAUGCUGAAAGACCCAGCCACGUUUCAUCUUCAAUGCCCUUGCUGAUGGAAGGAGGUUUUCACUCAAAAUCUCACGAUACAUGGCCCCAUUCAUUCUUUCCUUUACACGGAUCAGUCGUCCUGAUCCCUUUGCAGAAAAACAGCCCCAAAGCAUGAUGUUUCCACCCCCAUGCUUCACAGUAGGUAUGGUGUUCUUUGGAUGCAACUCAGCAUUCUUUGUCCUCCAAACACGACGAGUUGAGUUUUUACCAAAAAGUUAUAUUUUGGUUUCAUCUGACCAUAUGACAUUCUCCCAAUCCUCUUCUGGAUCAUCCAAAUGCACUCUAGCAAACUUCAGACGGGCCUGGACAUGUACUGGCUUAAGCAGGGGGACACGUCUGGCACUGCAGGAUUUGAGUCCCUGGCGGCGUAGUGUGUUACUGAUGGUAGGCUUUGUUACUUUGGUCCCAGCUCUCUGCAGGUCAUUCACUAGGUCCCCCCGUGUGGUUCUGGGAUUUUUGCUCACCGUUCUUGUGAUCAUUUUGACCCCACGGGGUGAGAUCUUGCGUGGAGCCCCAGAUCGAGGGAGAUUAUCAGUGGUCUUGUAUGUCUUCCAUUUCCUAAUAAUUGCUCCCACAGUUGAUUUCUUCAAACCAAGCUGCUUACCUAUUGCAGAUUCAGUCUUCCCAGCCUGGUGCAGGUCUACAAUUUUGUUUCUGGUGUCCUUUGACAGCUCUUUGGUCUUGGCCAUAGUGGAGUUUGGAGUGUGACUGUUUGAGGUUGUGGACAGGUGUCUUUUAUACUGAUAACAAGUUCAAACAGGUGCCAUUAAUACAGGUAACGAGUGGAGGACAGAGGAGCCUCUUAAAGAAGAAGUUACAGGUCUGUGAGAGCCAGAAAUCUUGCUUGUUUGUUAUUGACCAAAUACUUAUUUUCCACCAUAAUUUGCAAAUAAAUUCAUAAAACAUCCUACAAUGUGAUUUUCUGGAUUUAUUUUUCUCAUUUUGUCUGUUAUAGUUGACGUGUACCUAUGAUGAAAAUUACAGGCCUCUCUCAUCUUUUUAAGUGGGAAAACUUGCACAAUUGGUGGCUGACUAAAUACUUUCCCCCCCACUGUAUAGACAGGUGUGUGCCUUUCCAAAUCAUGUCCAAUAAAUUGAAUUUACCACAGGUGGACUCCAAUGAAGUGAUGGAUGGAUGAUGUGGUUAUUUACUGUGUGUGUGUAGUGUGUUAUGGAAGGAUGAUGUGGUUAUUUACUGUGUGUGUGUAGUGUGUUAUGGAAGGAUGAUGUGGUUAUUUACUGUGUGUGUGUAGUGUGUUAUGGAGGAUGAUGUGGUUAUUACGUGUGUGUGUAGUGUGUUAUGAAGGGGAUGAUGUGGUUAUUUACUGUGUGUGUGUGUAGUGUGUUAUGGAUGGGGAUGAUGGUGGUUAUUUACUGUGGUGUGUGUAGUGGUUUAUGGAAGGAUGAUGUGGUUAUUUACUGUGUGUGUUGUUAGUGGUGUUAUGGAGGAUGAUGUGGUUAUUUACUGUGUGUGUGUAGUGUGUUAUGGAAGGAUGAUGUGUUAUUUACUGUGUGUGUGUGUAGUGUGUUAUGAAGGAUGAUGUGGUUAUUUACUGUGUGUGUGUAGUGUGUUAGGAAGGAUUGAUGUGGUUAUUUACUGUGUGUGUAGUGUGUUAUGGAAGGAUGAUGUGGUUAUUUACUGUGUGUGUGUAGUGUGUUAUGGAAGGAUGAUGUGGUUAUUUACUGUGUGUGUGUGUAGUGUGUUAUGGAAGGAUGAUGUGGUUAUUUACUGUGUGUGUGUAGUGUGUUAUGGAAGGAUGAUGUGGUUAUUUACUGUGUGUGUGUAGUGUGUUAUGGAAGGAUGAUGUGGUUAUUUACUGUGUGUGUGUAGUGUGUUAUGGAAGGAUGAUGUGUGUGUUAAUUCACUGUUCUCUCUGAUCCUUCCAGGUCCUCUUCCAAAUGACUACCUCACGCCUAAAGACUGUUUCACUGCAGCCACAGUCCUGAACAACAGCCAGUCAUGACAUCAAGCAUAGGGUAGGUUAUAACACACACACAUCCCUACUUUAAUACGCAUUCAGAAAUACUUGCCAUUACUCCCACCCACUGACAACAGAUACACUCAGAAAGAUCUCUCUCUGUCUAAAUCUAUAACGAAAGAAGAAAGAGAUAUAUCUAUGGAUAUCGAGAGAGAGCAUCCUCUCUCUCUCUCUCUCGCUAAUCUAUUCUGUCUCUUGACAUCUGUUCGUUCUCUUCUCUCUUUUCUCUAUCUCUUCUCUUCUCUCUCCUGUAUUCUCUCUUCUCUCUUCUGUAUCUCUGUCUCUUUCUCUCUCUAUCUUUGUCUCUUGUCUAUUGUCUUCUCUUGUGGUGUGUGUGUCUCUUCUCUGUGGUUCUCUCUCUUCUUGGGUGUGGUCUCUCUCUCUCUUGUGUGUCUCUCUCUCUCUAUCUUGUGUCUCUCUGUGUGUCUCUUCUCUCUUUUUCUCCCCUCCUCUCCUCUGUUGUUCUUUCUCUCUCUCUCUAGGUUCUCUUCUCUCUCUUCUCUCUGUUCUCUCUCUCUUUAUCUGGUAAACUCUCUUCUCUAUCUGUCUCUUCUCUCUCUUCUCUCGUGUCUCUUCUAAUUCAAUUUCUUUAUCAUGUGAAACCAUCUCAUUCCAAGUCAAAGGAAUAAUAAAAAAUAUUCUCAUCUCUCUCUGUAUUUCAAAGUUAAGGGAUUUAUUGUCAUAUUAUGUACUAUUACAUUUGAAACAAUGUGCAAAUAGUAAUAAAAAGGGAUUAAAGUAAACAUACACUCAGGGUUGAAUACAAGUCUUUUGUCACAUGGGUUUCCUUUUAUGUCAAGGUACACUAGUGUGGUGCACACAUGUGGUUUUCACAUAUAGUUAGUCAAAAGUGGAUUGUUUUGAAUUCUUUAUUGGUAAGAUAAAUAUGUGUUGUAUUUCAGAGUUGUGUGUGUCUUCACUGUGUCCCUCUUUUUGUGGCCAGGUCAUAGCAUAUUGUGUCUGUGGAGCCAGGCACUUCGGGGAUUCUCAAGUAGCAUCGAUGGAUUGGUUUGGUCAGGAAUGGUCUUUGGGAUCGUUUUCUCUGGUGGUAGAAUUUAGUUUCUAUGAUUUUGUAAUUACUUGCCAAUGUGUCUAGAAUUUGCUGUUUUAGUUUACCAUGAUUUGGUGGGUCGAAUGCAAGCCUGGGGUCUUUGGUCUGUUGUGGCUGUGACAGCCCCAGGACCACUACGGGCGGACUUCUCAAAGUUUAGUAGGCAUGCCUUUGAGUUCUGGGAUCGUUCACAGUGUGUGGUAAGUUCUUUGCUCUGGAUCUUUGUUUAGAGGGGUCUAGGCAAUUCUGUCUAGCAUGAUUAUUUGUUUUGUUGUCCGGAAGGAUUUUUGCAAGAAUUAUUUUGCUGAGUUCUCAGAUUUGGUUGGGUCUGUUUGAGUCCUGGUGCUCUGUGGGUUGGUGGCGUGAACAGACCUCAGACAAAAGGCAAUGGUUCUAUAGGGUGACUCUCCAGGUUUUAGCAUCUCUUGAAGUGAUUGCCUAGAUCGUUAACAGUUUGUGGAAUACGUGGUGUGGUGGCGAGGAUUCGUUUUUUGUGGUUUGGGCAACCCGUCUAGAUGGUAUUGCAAUUCUGCCUGGCAACGCAUUUUUGGAAAACCCAUAAAAUUUUUGGGCUUACUGAGAUGUUACUUGCAGCCAUCUGAAAUUGCGAGGAAGAUUAUGGGUUGCUGUGGCUCUUGGUUGGUGAGCAGAGCACAAGAUCAUGAGCAAACCAUAGGAAUGGGUUGUAAUGAUUUAGUAGGGGGAAUGAUGUCUGCAGAUGUUCAGCGAAUUUGUGGAAUAUUGUGCGAGGUGGGCUAAGGGUAUCGUCUUUUCUCUAGGCAACGCUGUAAGAUGAAUUGUAUUGUGGGCUGGAAAACUGGAUUUUUUGAACCAUUAUUUGUAUACGAGAACCUCAGCCCAAAGUUGACAAAUUUGCAAAUUGUUUGUUCCUUUGGUUGGUGAAGAACAGUUUUGGACGGGAAUUUGUUAAUCAAGUUGAAGAUUUGUUUCUAUACAAAAAAAAUUUUUGUUUCCCCUAGAGGGCAAUGUACUUUUGAGUCUGCUGGGGUUAAUGAUGUAAAUAGGCAAGGAGUGGGAUUAUUUGCCCCCCAAGGGUUGUAUGUCUUGCUCUGAAGCCGGCAUCUCAACAGUGUUAUUUUUAAAGCAAAAAAAAAAGGAAUUCCCGCUCCCCCAAGUUCAAUUGAUUAAGAUUAAAAUGAGAAUAGUGUAGUUUGUGUAAAAUAGAGAAAAAAUUAUACUGGUACUAAUUUCUUGCCUCCAAUUACUAUCUCCAACAAAAAUUUACUUAUAAGUCAGAACCCACCCAAUUUUAAUUGCCAAGGCAAAACUUUUGAAACAACAAGCAGAGAAGACUUUCCUUUGGUUGUUUGUUUGUCAAUAAGUGUGCAGGGUGAAUAAUUUCUCGUACGUAAUUUGGAAAAAAAAAGCCAACUAUUGCCAAUUUGACUCGACAUUGCACUGAGGAAAGUACGAGUCUGCAUGUUAAUGAUAAUCAGAGGAUUACCCAAAGGUGCUGUGACCAUACCACAGUAUUUAUAGGGGUCAAAUUGGCUCCACUUUUGGAGUGACAGCCAUGUCAAAAAUAGAAAAUCCAAACAAAGAAAAAGUAGGUAUACAAGGAAUUGUGUCAAUAUUUUAUCAUCAUGGGAUACAUCAAACACCACAGGCACUUAUGAGAUUGAUAUGCCUGAUCAUCAAAUUGCAAAAACCAGCAAAAAAGAUGAACUAAAUGGAUAUAAAAGCUGUAGAUUGUUAUAGGCAAAAAAGAUAGAAAAAAAACUACAAAAAUCCACAUCAAACCAUUAAAAUACACAAAACAUAUAAUAAAAAAAGAGACCCAAAAAUAUAAAAGAAAAUCACAAAUAAUUAAAAAAUAAAACAACCCCCCCCCAACAUAUCCCAUAAAAUUGUAUAAACAUGUAACUACAUCCACCACCUUCUAUAUGUUCUCUCUUCUCUCUCAAUGAUCUUCCAAUCUUCGUGCUUAUAGAUAUAGAAUAUUAUACAAAGUACAUUUCAUUACUAUGACCUCCAUAACAAGUCUAUCCUCUACCAUGUUCCUCCAUUCACAACUGCCAUCGACUACCAUGACCUCAACAACAACUACAUCACACCAUGACCUAUAUCACAACUACCAUCACUACCAUGACCUCCAUAUCACAACUACCAUCACUACCAUGACCUCCAUAUCACAACUACCAUCACCACCAUGACCUCCAUAUCACAACUACCAUCACUACCAUGACCUCCAUAUCACAACUACCAUCACCACCAUGACCUCCAUAUCACAACUACCAUCACUACCAUGACCUCAUAUCACAACUACCAUCACCACCAUGACCUCAUAUAACAACUACCAUCACUACCAUGACCUCCAUAUCACAACUACCAUCACUACCAUGACCUCAUAUCACAACUACCAUCACCACCAUUACCUCAUAUAACAACUACCAUCACUACCAUGACCUCCAUAUCACAACUACCAUCACUACCAUGACCUCCAUAUCACAACUACCAUCACCACCAUUACCUCAUAUCACAACUACCAUCACUACCAUGACCUCAUCACAACAACCAUCACUACCAUGACCUCCAUAUCACAACUACCAUCACUACCAUGACCUCCAUAUCACAACUACCAUCACUACCAUGACCUCCAUAUCACAACUACCAUCACACAUGACCUCCAAUCACAACUACCAUCACUACCAUGACCUCAUAUCACAACCCCAUCACUACCAUGACCUCCAUAUCACAACUACCAUCACUACCAUGACCUCCAUAUCACAACUACCAUCACUACCAUGACCUCCAUAUCACAACUACCAUCACCACCAUGACCUCCAUAUCACAACUACCAUCACUACCAUGACCUCCAUAUCACAACUACCAUCACUACCAUGACCUCCAUAUCACAACUACCAUCACCACCAUGACCUCCAUAUCACAACUACCAUCACUACCAUGACCUCAUAUCACAACUACCAUCACCACCAUGACCUCAUAUAACAACUACCAUCACUACCAUGACCUCCAUAUCACAACUACCAUCACCACCAUGACCUCCAUAUCACAACUACCAUCACUACCAUGACCUCCAUAUCACAACUACCAUCACUACCAUGACCUCAUAUAACAACUACCAUCACUACCAUGACCUCCAUAUCACAACUACCAUCACUACCAUGACCCCCAUAUCACAACUACCAUCACACAUGACCCAUACAACCCAUCACUACAGACCUCAUAUCAAACUACCAUCACUACCAUGACCUCCAUAUCACAACUACCAUCACCACCAUGACCUAUAUAACAACUAACAAUCACUAACCAUACCUCAUAUAACCCAACUACAACAACUACCAUGACCUCAUAUACAACUACCAUCACUACCAUACACCUCACAUAUUCACAUACACUAUCACUACCAUUAGUGACCUCCAUAUCACAAACUACAAAUCACUACCAUGACCUCAUCACAACUACCAUCACUACCAUGACCUCCAUAUCACAACUACCAUCACUACCAUGACCUCCAUAUCACAACUACCAUCACUACCAUGACCUCAUAUCACAACUAACAAACAGCUGAUUCACAUACCAACUAAUCACUAAGGCCCUGAUUAGCUGAAACAGGACUAACAGGCAGCUGAUUCACAUAGCCAACUAAUCACUAAGGCCCUGAUUAGCUGAAACAGGACUAACAGGCAGCUGAUUCACAUAACCAACUAAUCACUAAGGCCCUGAUUAGCUGAAACAGGACUAACAGGCAGCUGAUUCACAUAACCAACUAAUCACUAAGGCCCUGAUUAGCUGAAACAGGACUAACACGCAGCUGAUUCACAUAACCAACUAAUCACUAAGGCCCUGAUUAGCUGAAACAGGAUAACCACAGCUGAUUCACAUAGCCAACUAAUCACUAAGGCCCUGAUUAGCUGAAACAGGACUAACAGGCAGCUGAUUCACAUAGCCAACUAAUCACUAAGGCCCUGAUUAGCUGAAACAGGACUAACAGGAAGCUGAUUCACAUAGCCAACUAAUCACUAAGGCCCUGAUUAGCUGAAACAGGACUAACACGCAGCUGAUUCACAUAGCCAACUAAUCACUAAGGCCCUGAUUAGCUGAAACAGGUGAGACACGUUGCCAUUCAGUGAGACUGUAGAUUGAAAGGGCUUUUUAAAGUAUAUUCCAUUGUAAUCUAAUCUGUAAUCUAUUGUAAUCCACAGCGUGUCCCGUAACAAAUCAGAGAAGAAGAGACGAGACCAGUUCAACGUCCUGAUCAAGGAGCUGGGGACCAUGUUGCCUGGCGUCACACGCAAGAUGGACAAGUCCACCAUCCUGCAGAAGAGCAUCGACUUCCUGUGUAAACACAACGGUACCCACCCCCUUUACCACCACUUUCUGUUUCUACUUCCUGUUGUUGUGAUGAAUGUAAACAAACAGAACUGUUGCUUGUGAGAGUCAUGGACAUAUAAUUGAAAUGUAAAUUAUUCUUAAGUAAUGUCAUGACUACAUGCAUUAUUGAGGAAUCUGCAUUGAAGAUAUGAGGAGCAAAUAGUGAUAUGCUCUUAUCAGGAUCAGAAGUUGACUGUAUUGUAUAAAUGGUGUAUUCGGAUGUAUAUUUCUAAACACUAUAAUGUGUAUGUGUCUCUAACAGAGAUCGCUGCUCAGUCUGAGUCCAGUGAGAUCAGACAGGACUGGAAACCUCCGUUCCUUAGCAACGAGGAGUUCACCCAGCUCAUGCUGAGGUGAGAUACACAACAUUACCCUACUAAUACUACUACUACGUACUACCCACGACUAACUACUACGACUACUAUACAACUACUGACACGUACUACACCUACGAGACGAAACUACGAUACGACACCACAUACUACAACACAAAACUAAUACAACUACACACACACACACUAACGACACAACUACGACAGUACACCAUACUACAACACUACAAAGACUACCUACUAUACUAAGACGACUACGACUACUACUAUACAAUACGACUACAGUACACCUACUACAAUACUACUACGUACUACCUACUAUGUACACAUACAGCUACCACUAUACAACACACACAUACAGUACUACCCUACUAUUACUAAUACUACAGUACUACCCUACUAUUACUAAUACUACUACAGUACUACUCUACUAUUACUAAUAAUACUACAUUACUCUACUAUACUACUACUACUACAGUACUACUACAGUACUACCCUGACUAUUACUAAUACUACUACAGUACUACUACUACUAUUACUACUACUACUACUAUUACUACAGUACUAACCUACUAUUACUAAUACUACUAUAGUAUUACCCUACUAUUACUACUACUACCACAGUACCACCCUACUAUUUAUAAUACUAAUACAGUUACCCCCCCCCCCCCCUACUAUUACUACUACUCCAGUAUUUGCGUACUAUUACUACUACUACUACUACUACAGAGAUGGGAGCUUUCCAGCAUUAACAGUUGGAGCAGAGUUGACAGGCAUAGGGUAUACAUGAUCAUCAUUCCAACAGAGAACAGUUCAUCUCCCCCUAGGUUUUCUUUGUUUUGCAGAUCAUAUUCUUGCUAUCACCAUACUGCUACUUUGAUAGCGUUCUACUACCACCGUAUUGAAUGAGUGAUCGGUUACAAUCACAUGAUCUAAACAACUGUGUUUUGUUGCAGGCUCUGGAUGGGUUCUUCACACUAAUAAUGACAGCCUGGUUACAGUCAUAUUAACUCAAGUGUAAUGUUGUGUUUUGUUGCAGGCUCUGGAUGGGUUCUUCAUAGCAAUAAUGACAGACGGGAACAUCAUCUAUGUCUCUGAGAGUGUUACCUCCUUACUGGAACACCUGCCGGUGAGUAGGACUGUCUGUGUGUACGGGGGGGUGUGUUUCGAUUAGUAGGACGAUUACUAUUGGAUAUAGGGAGAGAAGCAUUUAUUUACAAUUGGUUGAGACGAUGCAUAGUACCAAUAGCAGCUUAGAGCUGAAUUACCUGAUACCAAUUGACUAAUUCCAAUUCGUUUCUUAUUCGUUUCCUAGUUAAAAUGUUUGAAAGUGUUCAAUUAAAUGUGUCUAUACCUUCCUCAGUCGUGUUGAGUUCAACAUGUUGUGUGUGGGUGUUCCCCAGUCGGACCUGCAGGACCAGAACCUGUUAAACUUCCUCCCUCUGAACGAACACUCUGAGGUGUACAAGGCCCUCUCCACACACCCCUCCGACUCCGAGAGCCUUGGACCAGAGUACCUCAAGAGUGAGUUACACCCAGUCACAUGCCACCUUACUGGCUGCUGGCCUAUCGGAUCGCUCCUUAUACACUGCUGUCCAAUCAGAUCACUUGUUUACACUGCUGUCGAAGUAGACGAGCGAUAAUCUUCUUUGUACUGCACAAUGCUGCAGUGCUGUGUAAAUAUAUAUAUAUCCCAUGUUGUAUUUGUAAAAGUCUAUAAACACUCCAAUGUUUUUUUUGUUGAAAUUAUUGCACUGUAGUUAAGGGUGGUGUUCGUUGUAUUUGAUAUUUUAAUCGUGAUUGUUUUUAUUUUAUUUUAGCCAAGAACCAGCUGGAGUUUUGUUGCCAUGUGUUGAGAGGAACCAUCGACCCUAAAGAACCUCCCGUCUACGAACACGUCAAAUUCAUCGGCAACUUCAAGUCGCUGAACGACGGUGAGCGUCUGUUUGCAUUAGAGAAGAAAACUGGUCUUGUUUUACCAGUCGUAGAUCAAAAGAAACAACUGUUAGUUAGAUCAUCUGUUCUGACCUCUAGUCAUGGUAACGCCUUCUCCUCUCCUCUCCUCUCCUCUCUCUCCUCUCCUCUCCUCUCCUCUCCUCUCCUCUCCUCUCCUCUCCUCUCCUCUCCUCUCCUCUCCUCCUCUCCUCUCCUCUCCUCUCCUCUCCUCUCCUCUCCUCUCCUCUCCUCUCCUCUCCUCAGUCCCCAACACCACCAGGAAUGGUUUAGCAGGAGUGUUACAGAGAUCCCUACAACCCCUAACUCUCCUCUCCUCUCUCUAGUCCCCAACACCACCCAGGAAUGGUUUAGCAGGAGUGUUACAGAGAUCCCUACACCCCUAACUCUCCUCUCCUCUCUCUAGUCCCAACACCACCAGGAUGGUUUAGCAGAGUGUUACAGAGAUCCCUACAACCCCUAACUCUCCUCUCCUCUCUCUAGUCCCCAACACCACCAGGAAUGGUUUAGCAGGAGUUGUUACAGAGAUCCCUACAACCCCAACUCUCCUCUCCUCUCUCUAGUCCCCAACACCACCAGGAAUGGUUUAGCAGGAGUGUUACAGAGAUCCCUACACCCCCUAACUCUCCUCUCCUCUCUCUAGUCCCCAACACCACCAGGAAUGGUUUAGCAGGAGUGUUACAGAGAUCCCUACAACCCCUAACUCUCCUCUCCUCUCUCUCUAGUCCCCAACACCACCAGGAAUGGUUUAGCAGGAGUGUUACAGAGAUCCCUACAACCCCUAACUCUCCUCUCCUCUCUCUAGUCCCCAACACCACCAGGAAUGGUUUAGCAGGAGUGUUACAGAGAUCCCUACAACCCCUAACUCUCCUCUCCUCUCUCUAGUCCCCAACACCACCAGGAAUGGUUUAGCAGGAGUGUUACAGAGAUCCCUACAACCCCUAACUCUCCUCUCCUCUCCUCUCUCUAGUCCCCAACACCACCAGGAAUGGUUUAGCAGGAGUGUUACAGAGAUCCCUACAACCCCUAACUCUCCUCUCCUCUCUCUAGUCCCCAACACCACCAGGAAUGGUUUUAGCAGGAGUGGUUACAGAGAUCCCUACAACCCCUAACUCUCCUCUCCUCUCCUCUCUCUAGUCCCCAAACACCACCAGGAAUGGUUUAGCAGGAGUGUUACAGAGAUCCCUACCACCCCUAACUCUCCUCUCCUCUCUCUAGUCCCCAAACACCACCAGGAAUGGUUAGCAGGAGUUUACAGAGAUCCCUACACCCCUAACUCUCCUCUCCUCUCUCUAGUCCCCAACACCACCAGGAAUGGUUUAGCAGGAGUGUUACAGAGAUCCCUACAACCCCUAACUUUCCUCUCCUCUCUCUAGUCCCCAACACACCAGAUGGUUUAGCAGGAGUGUUACAGAGAUCCCUACAACCCCUAACUCUCCUCUCCCUCUCUCUAGUCCCCACAACCACCAGGGGGGGGGGGGGGGGGGAAUGGGUUUAGCAGGAGUGUUCCAGAGAUCCCUACAACCCCUAACUCUCCUCUCCUCUCUCUAGUCCCCAAACACCAACCGGAAUGGUUUAGCAGGAGUGUUACAGAGAUCCCGACAACCCCCUAACUCUCGCUCUCCUCUCUCUAGUCCCCAACACCACCCAGGAAUGGUUUUAUGCAGGAGUGUUACAAGGAUCCCUACAACCCCUAACUCAUCCUCUCCUUCCGCUCUCUAGUCCCCAACAUCCACCAGGAAUGGUUUUAGCAGGUAGUGUGGAACAGAGAUCCCUACCAACACCUAACUCUCUCUCUUCCUCUCUCUAGUUCCCCGAACACCACCAGGAAUGGUUUAGCAAUGGAGUGUGAACAGAGAUCCCUACAACCCCUAACUCCCCUCUCCCCUCUCGAGUCCCCAACACCACCAGGUAAUGGUUUUAGCAGGAGUUGUUAUCAGAGAUCCCUACAACCCCUAACGCUCCUCUCCUUCUCCUCUAGUCCCCCAACACCACCAGGAAUGUUUAGCAGGAGUUGUUACAGAGAUCCCUAACAACCCCUAACUCUCCUCUCCUCUCUCUAGUCCCCAACACCACCAGGAAUGGUUUAGCAGGAGUGUUACAGAGAUCCCUAAAACCCCAUAACUCUCCUCUCCUCUCUCUAGUCCCCAACACCACCAGGAAUGGUUUAGCAGGAGUGUUACAGAGAUCCCUACAACCCCUAAACUCUCCUCUCCUCUUCUAGUCCCCAACACCACCAGGAAUGGUUUAGCAGGAGUGUUACAGAGAUCCCUACAACCCCUAACUCUCCUCUCCUCUCUCUAGUCCCCAACACCACCAGGAAUGGUUUAGCAGGAGUGUUAGAGAGAUCCCUACAACCCCUAACUCUCCUCUCCUCUCUCUAGUCCCCAACACCACCAGGAAUGGUUUAGCAGGAGUGUUCAGAGAGACCCUACAAACCCCUAACUCUCUCCCUCUCUCUAGUCCCCAACACCACCAGGAAUGGUUUAGCAGGAGUGUUACAGAGAUCCCUACACCCCUAACUCUCCUCUCCUCUCUCUAGUCCCCAACACCACCAGGAAUGGUUUAGCAGGAAGUGUUACAGAGAUCCCUACAACCCCUAACUCCCUCUCCUCUCUCUAGUCCCAACACCACCAGGAAUGGUUUAGCAGGAGUGUUACAGAGAUCCUUACAACCCUAACUCUCCCACUCUCUCAGUCCCCAACACCACCACAAUGUUAGCAGAUGUACACAGACCCCACAACCCCCUAAACCACCUCUCCCUCUCUCUAGUCCCCAACACCACCAGGAAUGGUUUAGCAGCAGUUCCACACACCCUACAACCCAUAGCUUCGCUCUUCUCUUCAUGUCCAACUACCACCAUGGAAUGGUUAUGCAGGAUGGGUUACAGAGAUCCUCUACAACCCAAACUAACCUCUCCUCCUCUGAGGUCCCCAACACCGACCGAAUGGUUAGCAGGGUGUUACAGAGAUCCUACAACUCCAUAACUCUACUCCAUCUCUCUAGUCCCCACACCACCGGAAUGUUUAGUCAGAGUUUACAGAUGCCCACAACACUGCUUUGUGACCUGGUCUGCUUCGUAAGUCCACCGUAGGCUGGCUAACACAGUCAUCAAUUGUAGACGCAAAACCAGAACACACACCACCCACACACAUCACACACACACCACACACACCACACACACCACACACACCACACACACAGAAACACACACACACACCAACACCCACACACAACACCACACACCACACACACACACCACACACACACCACACACACACACACACAAUUAGUGCUUCUUGAGUUCAGUUCAGUUUCGAUUCGAUUAAUGAAAAAUUAUUUUUAGACAUUAAAUGCACAAUGCAUUAUGUGGGUUGAAUGCUGUAACAACACAGAAUAAAACAAUCAAUACAAGUCCCAUGACGGUAGUGACUGUCCAUUACUGCUUAUCACUUAUUAACCAUCAUUUAGUCACUUUACUUUAAUAAAAAAUAUUUAAGUUCUGUAUAUUCCAUUAGUUUUAUUUGAUGACUUUAUUAUUUCAUGCCAAGUCAUCAUCUCAUCUCUAUAGAGCUGCUGUCUGACUAAAUCACUAUUUUAGUAGUUCUUCAAAGUAAAUAAGGCAGACUUAUAUGACUGCUGAAUACCAGCUAUCAAUCACUUAGAUCAUGUAUUUCCAGGUAGAGGAACCUCACGAAGCAACUGCUCUCUAUCCCUCUUGAUCACACGUUCUUCUCUCUCCGUCUCUGGACAAGUAGGCCCCGCAAUGGAUUAUGGUCAAUGUAGUUAUUUACCAAGUUUUCUGCACUAAACUAUGUAGAAUAUUGGCCUAUUGAAAACUACAACUCCUUACUACAGUGCACAGUUUGGGCUUGAUCUGAUUUACAUUUGGAAAGUAUUCAGACCCCUUGACUUUUUCCACAUUUUGUUACGUUACAGCCUUAUUCUAAAAUUGAUUAAAUUGUUUUUUCACCUCAUCAAUCUAUACACAAUACCCUAUAAUGACAAAGCAAAAACAGGUUUCUAGAAAUUUUAGCAAACCUAUCAACAAAAGACCCCCCGGAAAUAUCACAUUUACAUAAGUAUUCAGACCCUUUACUCAGCGAUUACAGCCUUGCGUCUUCUUGGGUAUGACGCUACAAGCUUGGCACACCUGUAUUUGGGGAGUUUCUCCCAUUUUCUCUGCAGAUCCUCUCAAGCUCUGUCAGGUUGGAUGGGGAGUGUCGCUGCACAGCUAUUUUCAGGUCUCUCCAGAGAUGUUCGAUCGGGUUCAAGUCCGGGCUCUGACUGGGCCACUCAAGGACAUUCAGAGACUUGUCCAGAAGCCACUCCUGCGUUGUCUUGGCUGUGUGCUUAGGGUUGUUGUCCUGUUGGAAGGUGAACCUUCCCCCCAGUCUGAGGUCCUGAGUGCUCUGGAACAGGUUUUCAUCAAGGAUCUCUCUGUACUUUGCUCCAUUCAUCUUUCCCUCGAUCCUGACAUGCUUCACUGUAGGGAUGGUGCCAGAUUUCCUCCAGAGGUGACGCUUGGCAUUCAGGCCAAAGAGUUCAAUCUUAGUUUCAUCAGACCAGAGAAUCUUGUUUCUCAUGAUCAGAGUCAUUUAGGUGCCUUUUGGCAAACUCCAAGCAGGCUGUCCUGUGCCUUUUACUGAGGAGUGGCUUCCAUCUGGCCACUCUACCAUAAAGGCCUAAUUGGUGGAGUGCUGCAGAGAUGGUUGUCCUUCUGGAAGGUUCUCCCAUCUCCACAGAGGAACUCUAGAGCUCUGUCAGAGUGACCAUCGGGUUCCUUGGUCACCUCCCUGACCAAGGCCCUUCUCCCCCGAUUGCUCAGUUUGGCCGGGCGGCCAGCUCUAGGAAGAGUCUUGGUGGUUCCAAACUUCUUCCAUUUAAGAAUGAUGGAGGCCACUGUGUUCUUGGGGACCUUCAAUGCUGCAGAAAUGUUUUGGUACCCUUCCCCAGACCUGUGCCUCGACACAAUCCUGUCUCGGAGCUCUACGGACAAUUUCUUUGACCUCAUGGCUAGGUUUCUGCUCUGACAUGCACUGUCAACUGUGGGACCUUAUAUAGACAGGUGUGUGCCUUUCCAAAUCAUGUCCAAUAAAUUGAAUUUACCACAGGUGGACUCCAAUGAAGUUGUAGAAACAUCUCAAGGAUGAUCAAUGGAAACAGGAUGCACCUGAGCUCAAUUUCGAGUCUCAUAGCAAAGGGUCUGAAUACUGAUGUAAAUAAGGUGUAUAUAUAUACAUAUAAGUUAUCAAAAAUGUCAAAAAACCUGUUUUCUCUUUGUCGUUAUGUAUUGUGUGUAGAUUGAUGAGGGAAAAAAAUAAUUUUAUCAAUUUUAGAAUAAGGCUGUAACGUCACAAAAUGUGGAAAAAGUCAAGAGGUCUGAAUAAUUUCUGAAUGAACAGUAUCUCGAGGGAAACUACGCAUUGAGCUCACAGAAAAAAAAUUGAAUGAAAUGGAAUUCAAAUAAUUGAACCAACGUCGGUCAAUUACACUACCGUUCAAAAGUUUGGGGUCACUUAGAAAUUUCCUUGUUUUCCAUGAAAACAUACAUGAAAUGAGUUUGAAUAAGAAAUAUAGCAAAAUGCAUAGGAAAUGUAGUCAUUGACAAGGUUAGAAAUAAUGAUUUUUAAUAUAAAUAAUAAUUGUGUCCUUCAAACUUUGAUUUUGUCAAAGAAUCCUCAAUUUGCAGCAAUUACAGCCUUGCAGACCUUUUGGCAUUCUAGUUGUCAAUUUGUUGAGGUAAUCUGAAGAGAUUUUGCCCCAUGCUUCCUGAAGCACCUCCCACAAGUUGGAUUGGCUUGAUGGGCACUUCUUACGGUCAAGCUGCUCCCACAACAGCUCAAUAGGAUUGAUAUCCGGUGACUGUGCUGGCCACUCCAUUAUAGACAGAAUACCAGCUGACUGCUUCUUCCCUAAAUAGUUAUUGCGGUGCUUUGGGUAAUUGUCCUGUUGUAGGAGGAAAUUGGCUCCGAUCAAGCGCCGUCCACAGGGUAUAGCAUGGUGUUGCAAAAUGGAGUGAUAGCCUUCCUUCUUCAAGAUCCCUUUUAACCUGUACAAAUCUCCCACUUUACCACCACCAAAGCACCCCCAGACCAUCACAUUGCCUCCACCAUGCUUGACAGAUGGCAUCAAGCACUCCUCCAGCAUCUUUUCAUUUGGUCUGCGUCUCACAAAUGUUCUUCUUUGUGAUCCGAACACCUCAAACUUCGAUUUGUCUGUCCAUAACACUUUUUUCCAAUCUUCCUCUGUCCAGUGUCUGUGUUCUUUUGCCCAUCUUAAUCUUUUCUUUUUAUUGGCCAGCCUGAGAUAUGGCUUUUUCUUUGCAACUCUGCCUAGAAGGUCAGCAUCACGGAGUCGCCUCUUCACUGUUGACGUUGAGACUGGUGUUUUGCGGGUACUAUUUAAUGAAGCUGCCAGUUGAGGACCUGUGAGGCGCCUGUUUCUCAAACUAGACACUCUAAUGUAUUUGUCCUCUUGCUCAGUUGGGCACCGGGGCCUCCCACUCCUCUUUCUAUUCUGGUUAGAGCCAGUUUGCGCUGUUCUGUGAAGGGAGUAGUACACAGCGUUGUACGAGAUCUUCCGUUUAUUGGCAAUUUCUCGCAUGGAAUAGCCUUAAUUUCUCAGAACAAGAAUAGACUGACGAGUUUCAGAAGAAAGUUAUUUGUUUCUGGCCAUUUUGAUUCUGUAAUCGAACCCACAAUUGCUGAUGCUCCAGAUACUCAACUAGUCUCAAGAAGGCCAGUUUUAUUGCUUCUUUAAUCAGCACAACAGUCUUCAGCUGUGCUAACAUAAUUGCAAAAGGGUUUUCUAAUGAUCAAUUAGCCUUUUAAAAUGAUAAACCUGGAUUAGCACAAACACAACGUGCCAUUGGAACACAGGACUGAUGGUUGCUGAUAAUGGGCCUCUGUACGCCUGUGUAGAUAUGCCAUAAAAAAUCAGCCGUUUCCAGCUACAAUAGCCUAUUUACAACAUUAACAAUGUCUACACUGUAUUUCUGAUCAAUUUGAUGUUAUUUUAAUGGACACAUUUUUUUCUAAGUGGCCCCAAACUUUUGAACGGUAGUUUAGUUGUUUAAAUGACCCAAACUUACAAACAUUUUGGUUAAUCGCUCAGCACUGAACACACACACAGACACACACACACACACACACACACACACACACACACACACACACACACACACACACACACACUCAAUGGAGUAACAAGAAAUCAGAAAAUAAAUAAGUAGAAAAUUGACGGUAAAUCCUAUUUAACCUACAGUAUGAAACACAACAAAGCUACACUGUCUAUUUCACCUGCAUAUUUUGCACUCACCGGACAGUUUAUUAAGUACACCACCCCGUUCAAGAAAAUGGAUCUCUCUUACAGACAGUGAGCCACGUGGCCGUGGCUUGCUAUUUAAACCAGGCAGACAGGCAUCAAGGCAUUCAGUUACUGUUCCAUUGAACGUUGGAACGGGCAAAACGAGUGACCUAAGCGACUUUGAGGUAUGAUCGUCGGUGCCAGGCGCGCCGGAUCCAGUAUCCCAGAAACGGCCACCCACCUGGGCUUUUCACGCACGACGGUGUCUAGGGUUUACCGAGAAUGGUGCGACAAACAUCCAGUCUGCGGCAGUCCUGUUGGCGAAAAUAACUAGUUGAAGGAGAAUGGUAGAAUUCUGCUAACAGGCGGCCCACAAACAGACAGAUAACGGAGCAGUACAACAGUGCUGUGCAGAACGGCAUCUCGGAACGCACAACUCAUCAGUCCUUGUCACGGAUGGGCUAUUGCAGCAGACGACCACACCGGGUUCCACUCCUAUCAGCUAAAAACAAGAAGAAGCGGCUCCAGUGGGCACGCCAUCACCAACACUGGACAACUGAGGAGUGGAAAAACAUCGCCUGGAACACAGUAGCGAUUUCAUUUUACUUUAGUGGCCUGCGCAGUCUCCAGACCUCAACCCAAUACAGCAUCUUUGGGAUGAAGUGGAACGGGCUGUUCGCAGCAGGAAUGUACCGCCGUCCAAUCUGCAGCAACUGCGUGAUGCCAUCGCGUCAGCAUGGACCAACAUCCCUGUGGAACGUUUCCGACACCUUGUAGAAUCAAUUCCCCGAAGAAUUCAGGCUGUUCUGUAGGCAAAGGGGGGGUCAGACCCGGUACUAGAUGGGUGUACCUAAUAAACUGGCCACUGAUAGUAUAUAUUGUCUAUCUAUAUUAAAUGAUCUAUAUUCUAUGCAAUAUAUAUUGAUAUCUAUCUUGUUGUCUAUCCCUCCAUAGGAGAUGUGUACAGUGGCAGAGCCCAAUGAAGAGUUCACCUCCCGACACAGCCUAGAGUGGAAGUUCUUAUUCCUAGACCACAGGUAACACAGUCUGUAAUAGAAGUUCUUGUUGCUAGACCACAGGUAACACAGUCUGUAAUAGAAGUUCUUGUUGCUAGACCACAGGUAACACAGUCUGUAAUAGAAGUUCUUGUUGCUAGACCACAGGUAACACAGUCUGUAAUAGAAGUUCUUGUUGCUAGACCACAGGUAACACAGUCUUAGACCACAGGUAACACAGUCUGUAGUAGAAGUUCUUGUUGUCUGAGCCACAGAUAACCCCAGUCGUAGUUAAAUAGAAGUUCGUUGUUGCUAGACCACAGGUAACACCAAGUCCUAUAGUAAGAAGUUUCUUGUUGCUAGACACCGGUAACACAGUCUGUAAUAGAAUUUCUUGUUGGCUAGUACCACAGAUAACCAGUCUGUAAUAGAAGUUCUUGUUGCUAGACCACAGUAACACAGUCUAUAGUAUAAGGUCUUGUCUAAUCCACAGAUAACACAGUCUGUAGUAGAAGUUCUUGUUGCUAGACCACAGAUAACACAGUCUGUAAUAGAAGUUCUUGUUGCUAGACCACAGGUAACACAGUCUGUAAUAGAAGUUCUUGUUGCUAGACCACAGGUAACACAGUCUGUAGUAGAAGUUCUUGUUGCUAGACCACAGGAUAACAACAGUCUGUAGUAGAAGUUCUUGUGCUAGAACCACAGGUAACACGUCGUAUAGAAGUUUUUUUAGCCCACAGGAAACACCGUAAAGAAGUUCUUUUGCUAGACCACGGUAACACAGUCUGAGUAAAUUCUUUUUGGGAAAACACAGGUAAAAACGGGCUAUAAAAGUUUUUUCCUAGCCCACAGGUAAAAAAUCUAUAGAAGUUUUUUCUAGCCCACGGGAAAACACGUCUAAUAGAAUUUCUGUUGCUAGCCCACGGGUAACACAGUCUGAUAAAAUUUUUUUUGUAGACCACGGUAACACAGUUGUAGAAGUUCUUUUCCUAGACCAAGGUAACACAGUCUUAUAAAUUUCUUUUUUCAGACCACGGAAAACACAGUCUGUAGUAAAAGUUCUUGUUCUGACCAGGGGAAACGUUGUAUAAGUUUUUUUUGCUAGCCCAAAAGGUUAACACAGCUGAGUAGAAGUUCUUGUUGCUAGCCACAGGUAACACAUUUAGUGAAGUUCUUGUUGCUAGCCACAGGAAAAAGUCUGAAUGAAGUUCUUUCUAGACCACAGGUAACAACGUAAAUAGAAGUCUUGUGCAGACCACAGGUAACACGUUGUAGUGAAUUUCUGUUGCUAGACACAGGUAACACUUUUAUAGACCCCAAACAGGUAACAAGUCUUAUAGAGUUUUUGUUGCUAGACCCGGGAAAAACACAGUUGAAAUAGAAUUUCUUUUUGUGACCACGGGAACACAGUUUUAAUAGAAGUUUCUGUUGAGACCACAGGUAACAAGUCUAGUAGAAGUUUUGUUCUGCCACGGGUAACACGUCUUUAGAAGUUUUUUUGCUAGACCACGGGUAAAACGUCGUAUGAAGUUUUUGUUGCUAGCCCCACAGGAACCCCGUUUAGACCAAGGAAACACAGUCUUAUAGAAUUUUUUUGCAGACCACGGGGAACACGUCUGAAAUAAAAAGUUGUUGCAAAAGACCACGGGUAACAAGUCUUGAAAUAAAGUUCUUUUUGCUAGACCACGGGUAACCAGUGUAAAUAGAAUUCUUGGCUAGACCCGUAACACAGUCGUAAAAAGUUCUUGUUGCAGACCACAGGUAAACAGUUUUAGUGAAUUCUUGUUGCUUAGAACGGGUAACCCGUCUUGAAAAUUUUGUUGUAGACCAAGGUAACACGUUGUAUAGAAGUUUUUUUGCUGACCACGGGUAACACGUCUUAAAAACCCACGGUACACGUCUGAAAUAGAAGUUUUUUUGGGUUGCUAAAGACCAAAAAAGGAACACAGUUGUAGUAGAAUUUCUUUUCAGACCAGGGGAACACGUCGGGUAUAGAAGUUCUUUUUGCAAACCCAAAGUAACACGUUUAGUAGAAGUUUGUUCUAGACCAAGGUAAACCAGUUUUAACACAGGUAAACAGUCUAAUAGAGUUUUGUUGUAGCCACAGGAAAACACGUCUUAUAAAAGUUCUUUUUGCGCCCACAGGUAAAAAGUCAAAUAGAUUUCUUUUUGUAGACCCAGGUAACACAGCUUAAAGAAAGUUUUUUUGCUAGACAAGGUAAACAUCGUAUAAAGUUUUUGUUUAGCCCCAAGGAAAAACAGUCUGUAUAAAGUUUUGUGCUAGCCCAAAAGGUAACACAGUUAAUAGAAGUUUUUUUUGCUAGCCACGGAACACAGCUGUAGUAAAGUUUUUUUGCAGACCACAGGAAAUUUCAUUUAUCAAAUUAGAUGGGGUUGGCCUAAAAGUAAACCCUCUUUGUCCUCUUUGACCUGCAAAACCACAAACCUGAAAUACAAAACCCCAACAUACCCCAACACAAACCCCCUUAGUGGUAUUAUGUUAAUAAGCAGGCUUGGUAACUGAUGAUGGUAUUUCCUCCCUCCAGGGCUCCACCAAUCAUUUUGGACCCCCUUUUUUUAGGUCUGGGGGCGUCGGGGCGACCUUCAUUUUAAAGACCGGAGACAUGGCCAAGGUCACAAAAACUGUGAUUACCACACACACCACCCCUCUUCUGUGAGAUUUGGGAAAGGGAAAUUAUUUUACAAUUCGACCCCUUCUGUCUAGUGUGCAUUUUGGGGAAAAAUAUGUUAUACAGGUUCUGAGUCUCCCCCUUGUUAGUGAGCAUUAGGGGGAAGGGGAAAUUUAUUUACACAGGUUCAUGAGUCUCCUCUCUCCCCUUGUCUAGUGGCAUUUGGGGAAAAGGGAAACAUUUUUCACAGGUUUCCCGAGUUCCCCUCGUCUAUGAUGAUUAUGGGGAAAGGGAAUUCAUUUUACUACAGGUUCCUGAUGUCUCCUCUCUGUCUAGUGAUGAUAUGGAAAAAAAAUUAUUUUACUCAGGUUCCGAUCUCCCCCUCGUUAGGGGCAUUUGGAAAGGGAUUCAUUUUACACAGGUUCCUGACCCCCCUCUCUGUCUAGUGAUGGGAUUUUGGGGGGGAAUUAUUUUUACAGGUUUUUGACUCUCCUCUCUUUAGGAGCUUUUGGGGAAAGGGAAUUAUUUUUUCAAGGUUUUGAGUCUCCUCUCUGUCUAGUGAUGCAUUAUGGGAAAGGGAAUUCAUGUUACUACAGGUUCAUGACUCUCCUUCGUUGUGAUGCAUUAUGGGGAAAAGGGGAAUUUAUGUUAUACAGGUUCUAUUCCCCCUCUUUUCUAGGUGAUUAUGGGAAAGGGAAUUCAUUUUUUUACUUCCUUCUCCCCUCGUUAGUGGGCAUUUGGGAAAGGGAAUUUUUUACUAAGGUUUCCCAUCUCCUCUUUUAGGUGCAUUAUGGGGAAAGGGAAUUCAUUUACUAAGGUUCCGAGUCUCCUCCUCUGUUAGUGAUGCAUUUUGGGAAAAAGGGGUUUUUACACAGGUUCCCGACCCUCCUCGUCUAGUACAUUAUAAAGGGGAAUUCCCCAGGGUUUAACCUCUCCCCCAGUUCAUAGGGGGAAAGGGAUUAUUUAACGGUUAACCCCUCUCGUUUGUGCAUUAUGGGAAAGGAAACAUGUUACUCAGGUUUGACGUUCCCCGCUGUGGGAAAAGCUUAUGGGAAAGGGGAAAAAAGUUCCCAAGGGUUCUAUGUUUUCCGUCAAGUGUCAUUUUGGGAAAAGGGGUUAUGUUUAAAAGGUUUUAAUGAGGGUUCUUCCCCCUGUCGUAGAUUUGGGGAAAAAUUAUUUAUAAUUCCCGGUUCUUCUCUUUUUGAUUUUGGAAAAGGGAAAAAUUAUUUUACAAGGUUCCUGAGUUUUUGUUAGUGAGGGGUUUUGGGAAAAGGGAACAUGUACUAAGGUUUUAAUGUCUUUCGUCUUGUGAUUUUGGGGAAAAGGGUUCUGUUCUCCGGUUUUUUUUUAGGGGGUCUUUUCCCCUUUCUGUGAAACUUUUGGGAAAGGGUUUUUUUCUCGGUUAAUGACGUCUCUUCUCCCCUCUGUUUAUCUUUUGGGAAAGGGUUCUGACUAAGGGGGGCCUGUUCUCCCUCGUUUACUUUGGGAAAAGGGAAUUGUUUUGGUUCCUGGGUUUUUCCUCUGUUGUACUAUGGGAAAGGGAUUCUGUUCUCGGUUCUGGGGGUUUUUCUUUCUCUGUUGUGUAUUUUGGGGAAAAGGGGUUCUUUUCUUAACAGGGGCCUUUGUCUUGUGUAUUUUGGGAAAAGGGAAUUCUGUUACGGCAGAGCUCCUCUUUUUUGUGAUUUUGGGGGGGGGGAACAUGUUUGGUUUUUCCCUCUCCCCUUCCCCUUUGGGGGUUGUGAUCUUUUGGAAAGGGGUUAUUUUCGUUCCCGGUUCCCCUCUGUUGUAUAUUGGGGAAAAGGGAAUUUUUUAUGUUACUAAGGUUCCUGCCUUCUCUGUCUGGAAAAAUGGGGAAAAGGGAAGUCCUUUUAAAAAACAGGUUCCGCCCCUCUUUGUUAUAUGGAGGGAAAGGGAAGUAGUUUCGUUCCUGAAACCAAGGGAAAAUUUUUGGGUCCGAAAAUAAUAAUCCCUUCCCUGGAAAUGGUGAGUCUGGGCUCCCCCCGGAAAUAGGGGGGAGGUUAAAGUUUAAAAAAAAUUUCUUUAAAAUGUGCUUGGUUCUUCCCCCGUUUCGGGGGAAAUGGGGGGUAAAUUACUCUUUUUCUUUUGGACAUAAAUAUUUUUUUUCUUUGGUAAAAUUUUUUUAUUUGAAUGAAAAAACGAAUUUCCUUUCUUUGUGGAAUAGGGAAAAAUUUAAAAAUUUUUCGGUUUUCCCGGCCCCUCGUGGGGAACUAGGGGAGGUGACCCUUUUCCUUUUCUUGGGGGAAAUAUGGGGAGGUGAUUGUUUGUUUUCUUUUUCCGUGUAACUAUGGGGGAGGGAAUUGUUUGUUCUCUGUCUUCGGUAAUAGGGGAGGUGACUUUUUGUUUUGUCUCCUUGGAACUAGGGGAGGUGCUUGUUUUUUCUGUCUCUCUGUGUACUAGGGAGGGGGAAUUUUCCCCCUUUUUUGUCUUUGUGUAACUAUGGGGGGGGAAAUUUUUCGUUUUUUUCUCUCUGGUUUCUUUGGGGGGGUGACUGUUCUGUUCUGUUUUUUGUAAACUAUGGGAGGUGACUUUUUCGUUCUCUGCUCUCUUGGGAAAUAUGGGGAGGGAUUUUUUGUUCUCUUUUCUCUGUGUAACUAUGGGGAGGGACCUUUUUUUCUGUCUCUGUGAACAUUUUGGGGGGUGAAAUUUUUUGUUUCUGUCUUUGUUAACUAGGGGAGGGAAUUUGUUUUGUCUCUUGUGUAAAAUAAGGGGGGGUGCGUUCUGUUCUUGCUCCGUUAACAUGGGGAUGGGCUUUUUUGUUCUCGUUUCUGUGUAACAUGGGGAGGUGACUGUUCGUUCCUUUCUCGGUAACUAUGGGGAGGUGACUUGUUCUGUUCUCUGUCUUGUGUAACUAUGGGGAGGUGACUUGUUCUGUUCUCUGUCUCUCUGUGUAACUAUGGGGAGGUGACUUGUUCUGUUCUCUGUAACUAUGGGGAGGUGACUUGUUCUGUUCUCUGUUCCCCUUUUGUAAAUAUGGGGAGGGGGGACUUUUUCUGUUUCGUCUCUUGUGUAAUAUGGGGAGGUGACUGUUUUUUCUCUGUUUCCCGUGUAAAGGGGAGGGGACUGUUUUUUCUCUGUUCCCCGUGUAAAAAAGGGGAGGUGAUGUUGGUUUUCCCGGGCUCUCUGUGAAAAUGGGGGGGGUGAUGUUCGUUCUCGUCCCCUUUUUAAAGGGGAGGGAAAAUUUUUGUUCUCUGUCUUUUCUGUGUAACUAUGGGGGGGGAACUUGUCUGUUCUGUCUCUCUGUUUUAAUAUGGGGAGGGGGGCUUUUUCUGUUCUUGUCUCUUGUGAACUAGGGGAGGUGACCUGGGGCCCGUUUCUGCUCUCGGUAACAUGGGAGGGACUUUUUCUGUUUCGUUCUGUGUAAAAAUUUGGGGGGGUGACUUUUUUCUGUCUCUGUCUCUCUGUGUAACUAUGGGGAGGUGACUUGUUCUGUUCUCUGUCUCUCUGUGUAACUAUGGGGAGGUGACUUGUUCUGUUCUCGUCUUUGUGAAUUGGGGAGGUGACUUUGGGUUUUCUGUCUCUCGGGGAAAUAUGGGGAGGGGAUUGUUCGUUCUCGUCUCUCGGUAAAUAGGGGGGCUUCUUGGUCCUUUUUUCUCUGUCCUUGUGUAACUAUGGGAGGUGACUUGUUUUUCUCUGUCUUUGUGAACAUGGGGAGGGGGCCGUUUUUUGUUUUUUUGGGAAAUAUGGGGAGGGACCUGUUUUGUUUUCUCGGUGUAAUAUGGGGGGGUGAUUGUUUGUUCUUGUCUCUAUGUGGGAACUAGGGGGGAUUUUUUUUCUUCUCUGGUUUUGGGGGGGAUUUUUGUUUCCCCUUUUGUGUAAAUAGGGGGGGGGAGUUUUUCUUUUUUGUGUAAAAAAUGGGGGGUGAAUUUCUGUUUUCUGUGAAAUAUUGGGGGGGUGACUUUUUUUGGUUCUGUGUAACAUGGGGGAGGUGACUGUUUUUCUGUUCUUUGUAACUAUGGGGGGGGGUUUGUUUCUGUUUCGUGUUAUGGGGGGGGUGAAUGUUCUGUUUUGGGUUUAAAUAUGGGGGGGGGGGACUGUUUGUUCUCCCUUGUGUAAAAUGGGGAGGUAGGCUUUUUAGGAAAGGGGAGGGAUUUUGGGGGGGUUUUUGAAAAAAGAGCCCCCCCCUGGGGAAAUGGGACGGUGAAAUUUUGGUUUUUUGCCUUUUAAAUUAUGGGGUGUUUCCCCCUUUUUCCCCAUUAAACUUGGGGAAUUUUAAUUUCCCCCCCUUUUUAACUAUUUGGGGGGGGGCUUUUUCCUUUUUUCUUGGGGGGGCUUUCUCUCCCCCUUUUCUUCUCUUUCCUUUUUUCCUUUUAAAAGGGGGGGUUAAUUCCCCCUCUCUUUCAUUUAUUUUUCUUGCUGGCUAGGAGCUAUUUCCCUUUGUUAUAAUGAGGUAA